CAGGACUAGUGAGGCUUCGCCGACCGCCAGCGAAGGGCCGGGCGCGCCGCACGCACAGGCAGCCAGCCACACUUCACGGCUCGCUCACGCCACAUACACUUGGGCGGACACGGCAGCGGCGCGACUUCGGCCACGCUCACAACUACACAAAAGAACACAAAGCUCCCUGGGCAGUGAGCGGACGGAAGCCCGACAGGGGGUGUUGUCGCCGUGCAGUGGUCCUCACUGAGCGGCUCGAGGCAAGCAAGAGGUGCGCACCCCCAGACACCGACGACCAUGCCGGCCCCGUGGUGCUGAACAGAGCCGACGAAGCGCAUGUCGUCUCCGCGGGCAGCAGAGAUGGUGGCGUCGGGUCUAGCCCAAAGAUUGCUGCUGCUAUCAUCACUCGCACUGUGCUUCUAUAGCGCACUGUCUUCUAAUUACCCGGCAGAGUACCGUGAACUCUAUCGCGACUACACGCGGUACAACCGGUCCGGAUCGUACAAUGGCCGGGACCAGAGCGGAAGCCGGCGCGGAGGCUACAACGGCUACGCUGAGCAGAGGAACUGCAGCUCCUGCUCGGGAUGCAGAUGUAUAGGAGAAAAAGGAUCUCGGGGAACGCCAGGCCUUACCGGUCCAUCAGGACCUCCUGGCAUCCAGGGACACCCUGGACCCGAAGGCCUGCCUGGUGACAAAGGAGAGAAAGGAGAGGCCGGUCGGGACGGACCCCGCGGCCCCAAGGGAGAACGGGGAAAAAUGGGUAUGCCCGGAUUCCCCGGAAUUAACGGAAUACCGGGCAUUCCAGGAUCUCCGGGAUCCAGAGGAGCUCCUGGCCUCGACGGUUGCAACGGUACAAAGGGAGAUCCUGGCCCACUCGGUCCUCUCGGACCGCACGGACCACCCGGUGACCCCGGUCCACCUGGUCCUCCAGGACCUAGAGGAGAGCCCGCCUACGGACCCCCAGGAACCAAGGGAGAGAAGGGAGACCCCGGACGCAAUGGUCAAGUUGGACCUCCCGGACCACCGGGAGCUGACGGCGUUCCAGGACAAAAGGGUGACGUUGGCCCCGAAGGACCACCGGGUUUCCGAGGGAACGACGGACCAGUAGGACCCAAAGGAAACAUGGGCAUCGGCUUCACUGGAAGCAAGGGAGAACCGGGUGAAAAAGGCUCUCAAGGAUCGCGUGGACCACCCGGGAACUGCAGCGAGCCGAGUCACAAGGUUCCUGACAGCAUUGUUGGCCCUCCUGGCGAAAGAGGACUAAAGGGAAGCAAGGGCGAGCCAGGCAUGAAGGGAGAUCCCGGACAAUCCGGAAAUCCAGGACCAAGCGGAAAGCAUGGUGACAUCGGCAUGAAGGGAGAAAAGGGCUUGCCCGGACACCCAGGCCCCAGGGGCAAAGAUGGCUACCCAGGGCCUGUUGGGCCAGCAGGAUUUAAGGGUGACAGAGGAGAUGAAGGUCUUCCAGGUUUGAAAGGAGUCAGCGGCCUGCGAGGAGACCCUGGCGUGCCCGGGGAACCAGGUCCCCGUGGUCUGCCAGGACCACCCGGUCUUCCAGGAGGUUCGCAAGGAAGGGCCGGUCCCGCUGGUCCUCCUGGUCCUAAAGGUCUGCCAGGUCUUCCUGGUCCACCCGGGAAAGACGGAUUCCCCGGUGACCUCGGUCCCCGCGGUUUGCCGGGCAAUGCCGGAGGACCCGGCCAGCCCGGAAUUCCUGGCCGCGAAGGCCCACCUGGCCCGAAGGGUGACAAGGGUGACAACGGACUUCCGGGUCUGCCUGGUCUCGAGGGCCCAACGGGCUACCCAGGAGCCCCAGGUCCCAAGGGUGAACCUGGUCCGAAGGGUGUCCCCGGCAUCUCCUACCCGGGUAUCAAAGGCAUGGACGGCAGCAAUGGUCUCGACGGCUUCCCUGGCGCCAAGGGAGAGAGGGGACCCAAGGGAGAGCGCGGUGCCCCCGGCGACUCUCUGGAGGGCAUUCCUGGCCGUCCCGGCCCCAUUGGACCGAAGGGAGAAAAAGGCUUCGACGGAUUCCCGGGCACACCUGGCACACCUGGAACUCCAGGCUCCAAAGGCGAGAAGGGUGGAAGUUGCCUGUCCUGCGAAUCGGGCGAUAAAGGCGAGAAAGGCGAGCGCGGUCGUGAUGGAGCGCCGGGCCAGGCUGGACCGAGAGGCCAUGAGGGAGCAUCUGGUGCCCCUGGAGAACGCGGUGACGAUGGCCUGCCCGGACCCCCAGGACCGCCUGGCGCCGAGGGUAUUCCCGGUAGACCAGGCCGCGAUGGAGAAAGAGGAGACAAGGGUGAACCAGCAAUUUUCGACACACAAAUCAUCCCGCCGGGAGUCGGUCAGAAAGGAGAAAAAGGCUUGCAAGGACCACCAGGACCGCCCGGCUUCGACGGCCGUGACGGACCUCCAGGACCUAGCGGUCUUGACGGACUUCGUGGACUGAAGGGCGAGAAGGGUUUGCCUGGAGUUCCCGGAACCCCUGGUCAGCCUGGACCUGAGGGUCGGCCGGGUCCUAUCGGACAGAAGGGAGAUACCGGAUACGGUCGCAAGGGCGAACAGGGCGAGAGGGGCCCCAAGGGACAGCGAGGCUUCACCGGAGGCAAGGGCGAGAAGGGACUGCGCGGCCCGCCAGGUCCCGGCAGCUUGUUGGACCCAGUACGUGGACCUCCUGGACCACCAGGAGAACCCGGUAGGCCUGGACUGGACGGACUGCAGGGACCCAAGGGUGAUGGUGGCACUCCUGGUCGCGAUGGAUAUCCUGGUACGAAGGGAGAGAGAGGAGACUCUGGAUACCCCGGACAGCCCGGCCCCAGAGGUCUUCCGGGUCCUCGUGGCGAGAAGGGCGAACAGGGACCUGGGGGAAUCCCCGGAGAACCAGGAGCAAAGGGCAACCCAGGACUGCCGGGUCUCGACGGGCCCCCAGGACCCGUUGGUGAACCUGGCUUCCCCGGCUCCGGCCUGCCGGGACCACCUGGUCUGCCCGGCUUCCCGGGACUGAAGGGAGACAGGGGAUACCCAGGAGGACCCGGCCUGCCAGGUGAACCGGGACUGCCGGGAUUCCCGGGUGCGAAGGGUGACACUGGCGCACCCGGCUUGCCCGGUGUCUUGGGUGAAAAGGGCAGCAAAGGUGAACCAGCCAGAGAAGGGACUCCAGGACCUCAAGGACCCCAAGGUUUGCCCGGAUUCCCUGGAGAGAAAGGCGAGCCCGGUUACCCCGGCCUAUCAGGAUCACCCGGCACACCGGGACUUCCAGGAACAAAGGGCGAAGCCGGCUUUCCUGGCCUGCCAGGCCUGCCCGGUUUUGACGGAGCCCCAGGAGCCCCCGGAGAGCCCGGACGGGACGGCACAAUCGGCUUCCCGGGAGUACCAGGCGAAAAGGGCGACAAAGGAGGUCCUGGCUUCCCUGGAAUUCCGGGCCAGCGAGGCACUGAUGGAGCCCCCGGUCUGCUCGGCGAUAAGGGCGACGCCGGCUACCCCGGAGCUCCAGGCUUCGACGGUGCCCCCGGAGCGCCUGGAGCCAAGGGAGAGCCUGGUCUACCCGGACUGCCUGGAGAAAAGGGUCUGCCUGGCGACGUUUCCGAGAAGGGAGAGAGAGGAUACCCGGGUCUUCCUGGAUCCCCUGGCCCCGUUGGUCCUCCUGGAGCGCCUGGUUAUGAUGGAGUCGCUGGGUUGAAGGGAGAUCCUGGACCACCGGGCCAAGGCCUACCAGGUCUUCAGGGCCCACCAGGACCAAAAGGAGCUGAUGGCUUCCCGGGAGUGCCUGGAACACCAGGAGAGAAGGGUGCCGACGGAUCACCUGGUUUCCCCGGCGUCAAGGGAGACAGAGGCUUCCCCGGCCUCCCAGGCCCGCCGGGUCAACCAGGACGCGAUGGCGCACCAGGUAUAAUAGGACCAAAGGGAUUCGACGGCGCGCCUGGCUUGCCCGGAAACAAGGGCGACCGCGGCCAGGAUGGCUUUCCUGGAGUUCCGGGUCCCGUCGGACCUGUCGGACCUACCGGAUCACCCGGUUUCCCCGGCCUGGACGGAGGGCCAGGCCAAAAGGGAGACCGUGGAUACCCUGGCCUGCCCGGUGAAAAGGGAGAAAAGGGUCUCAAGGGAGACGAAGGCGUUGCAGGAUUCCCGGGACUUCCUGGCGAAAAAGGAAACCGAGGAUACGAUGGAGUUCCUGGACUCCCAGGUGACAAGGGAGACAGAGGGACGCCCGGACUGCCAGGUCUCUCAGGUCUUGACGGAGAGCGAGGGUUCCCAGGGGCCCCCGGUCCUCAGGGCCUUCCUGGUCUUCCAGGACAAGGCGGAGUAGGUGCCAAGGGUGAAAAGGGCGACGUCGGCCGACCCGGCCUGGACGGUUUUCCUGGACUUCCUGGUUUAAAGGGUGACGCAGGUUUCCCCGGGCUGCCCGGCCAGAGGGGACCCCCAGGCGAGUCUCCCACCGAAGGUAUACCGGGACAGAAGGGCGAGCGCGGCUACCCCGGUCCGCCAGGUCUGCCUGGUCAGAACGGCUUGCCGGGCCCCAAGGGUCAGGACGGUUUCCCAGGCCUAGAUGGUGAAAAGGGAGAUGCCGGCUUCCCAGGCCUCCCAGGACCACCGGGACCACCGGGACUGCCAGGAUUUCCUGGCGAAGAUGGAUUCCCUGGCGUGCCGGGAGUUAAGGGCGACAAGGGCGACGCUGGUUUCCCGGGUCUUCCAGGCUUGGUAGGCCUCAAAGGAGAACCUGGUCUUCCUGGAUUCGCUGGUUUGGACGGAGCUCCCGGGCUUCCUGGUCUCCAGGGAGACAAAGGAGAACCAGGCCCUGCCAACUUAGUGAAGGGAGAAAAGGGCGAACGUGGAGAGACGGGUGCCCCAGGCCUGCCAGGACCUAAGGGCAACCCAGGAGCCCCUGGCUUCCCAGGGCUGAAGGGAGACGCUGGCCGACCAGGUCCACAGGGUCCUCCGGGACCAGUGGGUCCUGUAGGACCAAAGGGAGAACGCGGUCUGCAAGGUACCGCGGGUCUACCGGGUCUCCCGGGAGCACAGGGCCAACCAGGCAAUCCGGGUCCGCCAGGACUGCCCGGCGGCGACUACCUCAUGGGAAUCCUGUUGGUCCGCCACAGCCAGUCGGCGACAGUGCCGACCUGCUUCAAUGGCAUGACCAAGCUCUGGGACGGUUACUCGCUCCUCUACAUCGAAGGCAACGAAAAGUCCCACAACCAGGAUCUCGGUUAUGCCGGCUCCUGCCUCAGGAGAUUUAGCACCAUGCCUUUCCUGUUUUGCGACUUCAACAGCGUGUGCAAUUACGCCAGCCGCAACGACAAGUCCUACUGGCUUUCGACGAACGCACCGAUACCAAUGAUGCCCGUUGGAGAAGACACCAUCAGACAGUACAUCAGUCGAUGCGUGGUCUGUGAAGCCCCAGCCAACGUCAUAGCAGUUCACAGCCAGUCCAUGUCAAUACCCGAGUGCCCAUCUGGAGGGUGGAACCAGUUGUGGAUUGGUUACAGUUUUGCCAUGCACACGGCAGCCGGCGCCGAGGGAGGCGGUCAGUCGCUGUCCAGUCCCGGUUCGUGCCUCGAGGACUUCAGGGCCACGCCGUUCAUUGAGUGCAACGGCGCGCGCGGCACGUGCCACUACUUCGCCAAUAAGCUCAGCUUCUGGCUGUCCACCAUCGAGCAGGACUUCCAGUUCGAACGGCCCGUCAGCGAAACGCUCAAGGCUGGCAAGCUUCGCAACCGUGUUAGUCGCUGUGCUGUAUGCAUCAAAGACUCCAACAUCGGCUUCUAGGCGCACAGAUGGCGAGUAAAAGAACGACGGACAGUGCCCAGCAGGAGAGCUAAGGACCCACCCGAUGUAGCGGGCGGAAUGAUGUCCCGAAGCACGAUGUGGGUUCUUUCUUCCUUUUUUUUUUUUUCUGCACUUGAUUAGAAAAAAUUUUUAUUGUUGUUGUUGUUACUGUUUUCUACUUCUUUUUUGUUUUUCCUUUCAUCAGCACAGGUGGAACCCAGCUUGUCUUCUUGCCGUUUUGUUGCAGGAUAGUAAAGGGCGCAUUUGUACAUGUUUUCAUCAUAGCUCUUGAACUUAAACGGUGCUUCGUUUGUUUUCUUCUAGACUCGAUGCUAGCAUGCAAAGCUGCCUAGCAGCGAACUGCCAAGUCAAUAUCGCACACAUACACACGAACAUUUACCGAUACGCGGAAACACCUACCAAGUGACUGCUCUUUUAAAUGGACAAUCAGAAAAGCUUACUGUGCGAUUCAUGCUGGAGCUGUCUACAAGUUGGACAGUCGCAAUGGUGCCGUACAAGGUAGCAGUGGAGAACUGGUCACUUUAUUUAAUAUUCUUCCUUUUGGCUCAGCGUUUUUCUUUUUUCCUUGUUACGUUGUUACAACCAGCGAGCGGAUCGAGGGCUCAGAAAUGGACAUACAUCGUCACUACACACAUCUGUACCACUAUUGCUUAUGCAAAGUACGCCAAAGCAGUUCUCUCUUUUUCCUUUCAAUAAUAUGUGCUGCAUUUUCUCCUGUAACACUGCCAUUUUUAUAUUAUCAGACCAAUUUUGUUGGCUGUGCAACCUCACUGUGUGACGUCAAAUGUGUUGUUUACUUGAGCAGCGCAGUCUAGAAUUGUUUUUCUUAGAGCAUCAUGUUUGAGGCUUCGGGGGUCGGGGAACACUGCCAUUGAACUUAAACUAGUCGCUCUGUGUAAAAAAUUAUGUUGCAUAAAAUAAAACAAUGCUAAGCAUUUUUAUGUUCCUAA
This is a messenger RNA of Dermacentor andersoni, 6704 nucleotides long. It is a transcript of the gene Col4a1, whose product is annotated as Collagen type IV alpha 1. Lineage: Eukaryota; Metazoa; Arthropoda; Arachnida; Ixodida; Ixodidae. The record is from RefSeq and is a predicted model, not a curated record. Gene Ontology annotation, cellular component: collagen trimer; extracellular matrix. Gene Ontology annotation, molecular function: extracellular matrix structural constituent.